CAUCACGAUCAUUUAAACAAUUGAAUUCCCCACUCCACUGUGAGAAAACACGGUUUUAUGGGAGUCAACAAAGGAUGACACUAAACAUAUUGAAACAACACUCUCUGACACAUUAAAAUGAUUUUGAAAUAGUGUGAGAAACUUGUGUAAGUUUCCAUCUUGUUAACUUUUCUGUUUACCGAAUCCAGAACGGUAAUUUGAAAAUCCUAACCGGAAGCAGCAUGCUACCGUGUUGUCCCGCUUGAUCCCGGUAGAUGCCGCUUCACCCCCUCCAUUCAUUUCAUUCGCACAAAGUCGCAUCCCAGCAGCGCCCUCCCCUCCUGUUUCUCUCCGCCUGGAAAGAUGGCUGCUCCGGUGCUGCUGAGAAGCUCCGGCCCGCCGCUCUGCCCGAGCUUCGCGGAGGUCUGUUCGUUCCUGGAGCGGUACGGAGCAGUGCUGGACCUGCCCGAGAUGACUUUCCCGCAGAUGGAGAGAUAUCUGCGUGACACAACGACAGUUCCUAAACCCCUGGUGGAGCUCCACGUGAAGCUGCUCAGAAAACUGGGGAGGUCUGUGACGACUGACCGCUGGGAGAAAUACCUGGCUAAG
Molecule: messenger RNA, 588 nt
Organism: Notothenia coriiceps (black rockcod)
Lineage: Eukaryota; Metazoa; Chordata; Actinopteri; Perciformes; Nototheniidae
Product: remodeling and spacing factor 1-like
Exons: 2
Biological process (GO): negative regulation of DNA-templated transcription
Cellular component (GO): RSF complex
Molecular function (GO): histone binding
Source: RefSeq, a predicted model, not a curated record